AAUAGUAUCGCGUGCCUUGACCUCGAAGUCAAGCCAACUCGUGGGUUUCUUUGCAGUACCAGAUUUGGCUUUUGUUGGUGUAAAAUCGUGGUAGAAAUGGUGUCUGAGAGCGAACGAACCUUCCUUGGGUUGGAUUUGAGUACCCAACAGCUCAAGGCCGCCGUGGUCACCAACAGCCUCGAAAUCAUCCACGAAGCUUCCGUCAUGUUCGACAGCGACCUCCCCGAAUUCCGCACCCACGGCGGCGUCCAAAUCGACAAAACCAACCCCAGCGUGAUCACAGCCCCCACCAUAAUGUGGGUCAAGGCCUUAGACAUGCUCUUAGACAAGCUCACAGUCGCCGGUGUGGAUUUUUCGAAGAUUGCUGCAAUUUCAGGCUCGGCCCAACAACACGGUUCUGUCUACUGGCAAAAAGGCUCUGAAAAAAUCCUUUCAGGACUAAACCCGGGCGAAUUUUUGCACCAACAACUAGCCUCAAGCUUCACAAUUGCGAAUAGCCCAGUUUGGAUGGAUUCCAGUACGAGCAAACAGUGCAAAGAGCUGGAAAAUGCAGUCGGGGGGCCUCAAAAACUAGCCGAAAUUACGGGGUCUAGGGGCUAUGAGAGGUUCACAGGGCCCCAAAUCGCCAAAAUAAAACAAACCAAACCCGAGGCCUACAAAAACACCGAACGAAUUUCUUUAGUUAGUAGCUUCUUGUGUUCACUUUUCUUGGGUAAAAUCGCCCCAAUUGACAUUUCGGACGGGUCAGGGAUGAAUCUCAUGGAUAUUAAAACGAAAAAAUGGCAUUUGGACUUACUGGAAACCAUUGGGCCUGAUUUAGGGGAAAAACUGAAUGGUUUAGUACCAUCGAAUAGUGAUGUUGGUCAAAUUUCGCCGUAUUUUGUCGAAAGGUAUAGUUUUGACCCCAAUUGUCGGAUUAUUGCGUGUACUGGAGACAAUCCAGCAUCGCUUGUGGGAAUGAGACUAAAUGAGGGUUGGCUAGCAGUGAGUUUGGGCACAAGUGACACUCUUUUUUUGUGGUUAAAUGAGCCCAAAAUUGUGCUAAACGGACACAUUUUGUGCAACCCAAUUAACCCAAACGCGUAUAUGGCCAUGCUAGUUUUCAAAAACGGGUCUUUGACGCGAGAAAGAGUGAGAAAUGCGUGUGCUGAGUCAAACUGGGACAUUUUCAACCAACUCUUAGACAGUACACCACGUGGCAAUUUCGGGAAUAUGGGAUUGUACUACGACGUUCAGGAAAUCCUCCCGUUUCUUUCAGGCGAUUUCAGAUUUAACAAAGCCGGAGACCGUGUUUCAAAAUUCACGAGUUUGGAAGUCGAAGUCCGGGCCUUGAUCGAAGGCCAAUUCAUCGCAAGACGGGCUUAUGUCGAAGACCUUGGGUUUAAAUUGGACAAAAAGACGAAAAUUCUCGCAACAGGAGGGGCUUCCAAUAAUAAAGCCAUCCUCCAAGUCCUUUCGGACGUCUUUAACGCGCCUGUCUACCUCCUAGACGAAUCGAAGUCAGCCACAUUAGGGGCCGCUUAUCAGGCCAAACAUGGACUUUUAGGCCCCCAAAGCGACUAUUUCGAAGUCACAUCGUGUCUCCCCCCACCACGACUUGUCUGUCAACCAUAUUCCGACGCUAGCGACAUCUAUGAACCAAUGGUUGGGAGAUAUAGAAAAUUAGAAGCUAUGCUAUUGGCUAAUAAUACGUAAUUGUUUUAUUGACUCAAUACAUUUUAUUUUUUGCGA
Messenger RNA from Tribolium madens (black flour beetle), 1731 nucleotides. Its product is annotated as xylulose kinase. Gene Ontology annotation, cellular component: cytosol. Gene Ontology annotation, biological process: xylulose metabolic process; D-xylose metabolic process. Lineage: Eukaryota; Metazoa; Arthropoda; Insecta; Coleoptera; Tenebrionidae. Gene Ontology annotation, molecular function: D-xylulokinase activity. The record is from RefSeq and is a predicted model, not a curated record. The transcript has 8 exons. Bases 97 to 1695 code for a protein of 532 amino acids.